Messenger RNA from Cladophialophora immunda, 2545 nucleotides. RefSeq lists its product as uncharacterized. The transcript has a single exon. NCBI's taxonomy places the organism in Eukaryota, Fungi, Ascomycota, Eurotiomycetes, Chaetothyriales, Herpotrichiellaceae. Bases 403 to 1806 code for a protein of 467 amino acids. The record is from RefSeq and is a predicted model, not a curated record.
CUCAAAGCCACGUCAAGAGAUCUUCCGAUAUUUUCGUCGACCCCGGCGAAUAUUCCCGUGAGAGGCCCCUUCAGACCGUCACCAGACUCCAAAACUCCGUACAAUCAUGUUGUACCUGCCCACUAUGUGGUGGAUGAGACCCCAAGGUGCUGUUGGAUCGGAUCGGUAGAUCUGGCCGUGGUAUUCAGCACCUCAAACAUCCAUAUCUACGGCUGCAAGGCAUCUCGCUGGCACGGACGACUUUGCCAAAUUACUGAUUUGCCCCUGGAACCCUCAGUGACAACGAAACCACAAGGCUGUGCUGCUACUAUUGGUACUGGGUCAUCACAAAUGCUACCGUCAAUACCAGAUCGAGGACAAUAUUGCGCAGAUUGAGGGUCUCUUUUGAGACAAAAAUGCCGAAUGCUCCCUCCUCGAGCGAAAGAUCUUGUGCGAGGCUGGGUAUCGGCACCCAAUGUUCGAGGCACAAGUGACAUAUUGUACGGCAGCCUUGCAACCACCUGGCUUUGCACCUGGACAUGCCUCUGUCUGAAUAUACCCCCACAAGAAAGUCGCCGAGGAUGGCGAUCUCUUUUCUACAAAUUCCGGUGGCAGCUCUUCACCAUAUUCUUCCCCGAAGUCCUGGUGGCUACGGCCAUGGAACAGUGGUUGUCCGCACACCAGUCGGUCAAGGUAUUCCACAGGCUGGGCCAUCCCGAGUGGACCACACGCCAUGGCUUCUACGCAGAUAUGGGCGGUAUCCUCAUCGCUCCACGAGACUAUCCUGCCUUUCCGGUUGACAGCCAACAACUGGCCUACCUCAUUGAACACAAAAGUUUGGUCUUGCCAGAGAUACCCGCGCUGGAAAUUCAGGCUCUGAACAAAGCAGACGGGUUAGCACGUUUGGUGACGCUCAUCCAGAUGACCUGGUUCUGCAUCUCUUUCAUAGCCCGUGGUGCUACCGGCCUGGGAUACUCAACACUCGAAGUCACCACGCUGGCAUUCAUAAUUUGCACGCUUCACACCUUCUCCUUCUGGUUCUACAAGCCUCUUGACCCACAAUCACAGCGCGUGGUGCCCAUUGAUGCCAACAUUAAUCAACUCUGCGAGCGACCGAUCUCGGAUACGGGUUCGAAGACCAAUCCUGCCGUCACCGUCACCGCCAACACCGCCACCACGGCCCUCAUCGCUAGUACCACGCUCAUUGCCAGUACUGCCGCUGCUCCGGCAGUAACCUCUGCCUGCGCUGAGCCUUACUCACGGACUCCACUCGACUUCGUCAAGCCCGCGCCUGACCCGAAGAGUCUGACGAUUCCGUUCUGGUACGGCUUCUCGGUCGUCUUCUUCUACAACCAAAGAGCCAAACAGAGGCCCGCACAGACCAUGCCAAACAGCAUCACCCUCCCGCCCGGCGGCCUCACCAUGGGAGUGACGCUCUACACGAUGAUGUUCCAGCUCAUGUAUCACGGGCUCCAUCUCGGCUUCGCCUGGCUGGCCGCGUUCCCCUCGCGGACCGAGUUCUACCUCUGGCUCGUGUCCAGUGGCACCGACUUCGUCCUGAUCCUGCUCUACUGCUUCGCGGCGCCGAUUGGUGCUUACAACACCCGUUUGCUGGGCCGGUACUUUUUCAAGCACGAAGCCACCAGCAUCCCCGAGCUCGCGAACAUGUUGCCGCCGUGGGUCAAAGUCCUCAUGCACGGGCCCUUCGUCAUUGUGUACAUGGCUGCGAGGGCCAUCGUGCUGGCCGAGUCGCUCGCCAGCCUCCGAGCACUGCCCGCAUCCGUCUACCAAGACAUCAACUGGCCUAACUUCCUGCCUCACGUGUGAAAGCGAGGCCGUAGAAACAACCUGUAUGCCAAUCUGUUCAGCCAAACCGGGUUUCAUGCCCUCCUUUCACGACCGUUUCUCUCAUUCUUUUCCAGAUAUGCCAGACCUGGACUACCUCUCCGCUGCUAAUGGAGCCCACACUCGAGGAGAGAAGCAGGGAAAGCCAUGCAAGCAACCGAUGAGACACCACGAGAGCCCCGGUCUGAUCAUUCCACUGCGUUACGCCUUCCCUUUCCUCAAACUAGAGAUAGUCCAUCUUUGAUCUCAGGGGAGCUAUGUAUGGAAGAAUAGCAUCGUAUUUCUUGAGACGAUUCCGGGAAUCCAUCUCUGACUAGACAGAAUGGGAAGUUUGACGGGAUGAAGCAAGGGCCUUGAUCGAAAGCGGCAUGGUCCUGUGAAGAUAUGCUCUCGUUAUGCUCGUUCUGCAUUCCCAGGAUUGCCACUUUCGUCUUUUGAUAGGGACAGCCUGAUUGUGGGAUGGUCUGAAACACAAUCAAAGGUGUCCGUGGCGGUGUGCCACACUGCCUGCUGAUUAGUCCACCUUCUUCAAACACUUUCAACUGCAUGGAGUACGAAUAGCGCUGUCAGCACGAUCAGACAAGGGGUGACAGUGGAAAGAGGCGAAAGAGGUGAAAGUGGUUAUGGCUUUUUGACUCGGCUCGCUAAAUGUCAAGUGACGAUGUGUCCAAUCCGACCAUCUAUGACCCUUUCAAAGCUUUCACUUCCGCAACCAGUUCUG